This is a messenger RNA of Nymphaea colorata (pocket water lily), 1549 nucleotides long. RefSeq names its product probable protein phosphatase 2C 44. Bases 318 to 1202 code for a protein of 294 amino acids. Gene Ontology annotation, cellular component: cytosol; nucleus. Gene Ontology annotation, biological process: protein dephosphorylation. The record is from RefSeq and is a predicted model, not a curated record. Gene Ontology annotation, molecular function: protein serine/threonine phosphatase activity. NCBI's taxonomy places the organism in Eukaryota, Viridiplantae, Streptophyta, Magnoliopsida, Nymphaeales, Nymphaeaceae. The transcript is spliced from 5 exons.
GAGAGAGAGAGAGAGAGAGAGAGGUGUGGACACCGCACGCACUAAGGAGGAGGAAGCUUCGUGGAAGCUGAGCAGGGCAGGAGAGAGAGGGAGGGAGGGAGACCCACACGGCCUUUGUGCCUUACUGACUCAUCCAACAACAGCGCACGUACUGCCUUUCUUUCAUUCUUCCCACUCGCAGUUCCCUCUGUGAUUGAAGACACGGUAUCUCCUUCGUUCCAUAAGAAGAACUGAAUUGUGCCUCAUAAAUCUGAGGGAAUUUCGGCUUAUCCGAGGGAAUUCAGGAUUUCUUGUUUGUUGUUCUUGGCGCUGCUACUAUGGGGAGGCGAUCUGGCGCUUCCCACUCGGAAGGAACACAAGUUUUGAAGACUAUCAAGGCCCUAGCAUGUUUUGGCUCGUCUUCAUCUGAUACUGGAAAAGGGCGAAGCAAGCGUUCAGUUAACAGAGUGACCCAUGGCUUCCACCUGGUUGAAGGAAAAGCAGGACAUGAUAUGGAGGAUUAUCAUGUUGCGGAAUACAGGAUGCUAAACAGUCAUGAGCUUGGGUUGUUUGCAAUUUUUGAUGGACAUCUCGGAGAUAGUGUUCCCAGCUAUCUUCAGGCUCAUUUGUUCAACAACAUAUUAAAAGAGCCUAAUUUCUGGAAUGAUCCUCUAGCAUCUAUCAAAAAUGCUUAUCAUCAAACAAACAAGUACAUCCUUGAAAAUCCAUCACAUUUAGGUCCUGGUGGAUCUACUGCAGUUACUGCAAUUGUAAUUGAUGGAAAAGUGCUCAUCGUGGCAAAUAUUGGUGAUUCCAGAGCUGUUUUGUGUGAUAAAGGCUCUGCUGUUCAGCUCUCAGUUGACCAUGAGCCACAUGUUGAGAGGAAAAGGAUAGAAAAUCAAGGUGGUUUUGUGACUGUUUUUCCAGGAGAUGUUCCAAGGGUCAAUGGCCAGCUUGCUGUUGCACGUGCUUUUGGUGAUCAAAACCUUAAAGCACAUCUAAGUUCAGAGCCUGAUGUCAGACUAGUGCAAGUGAAUUCGGGUAUCGAGUUUGUUAUAUUAGCUAGUGAUGGUUUGUGGAAGGUUCUCCAGAACCAGGAAGCUGUUGAUUUGGUCAGGCACAUUAAAAAUCCACAGACUGCAGCAAAGCGCUUGACUACUGAAGCUCUGAAUAAAGCAAGCAAUGAUGACAUCUCCUGCAUCGUCAUCCGUUUCGGACACUAAAAUGCACCAGCUUUCAGUGUCCUACAGAAUCGUUCUGAACGGAAGUCACCUCCUCCCUUCACUGGUCCACACGCUACACUUAAUGGCAGUUGCAGUGGAUUUUGUCGCAUCAAAGUGUGCUGGCUUCCGAUACUAUGAUCAGUAAAUUGAUCGGUGGUGCUGCAGUGGCACUCUGAUUUUGUGCCGUGGAUUGUGUAAAAGUAUAUAUCUAAAGUUGUGACGUGUACAUGAUAUGUAUGAUAUUGCAUUCUUUUUUCCUUUUAGAUAGUAUGGAUGUUCAUGUCUAUUAUUUCAUGAUUUGUUGAGAAUCUUGGUUGCAUCGGCUAGUAAACUAUGACUUUUGUGUA